Messenger RNA from Nelumbo nucifera (sacred lotus), 2300 nucleotides. RefSeq lists its product as uncharacterized. The record is from RefSeq and is a predicted model, not a curated record. NCBI's taxonomy places the organism in Eukaryota, Viridiplantae, Streptophyta, Magnoliopsida, Proteales, Nelumbonaceae. Gene Ontology annotation, molecular function: RNA binding.
CAAUUGAGAAUUUGAGAUUCAGAGUCAUUAAAACUUAAACCCAUCUUCCAAUCAGAAUAAAUAGUCUUGAGAGACUUCUCUGUCUUCGUCUGUAUCUGCAGUAACAAUCUAAACCCCUUCGCGGCUACCCUCUGGCACUCUGACUCAAACCCGCCCGAAUCCACAGAACCAAGGUCUAAGGAGUGUUGUUUUGUUGGUUUAUAGCGAGUGACAGAGAGAAAGAAGUAAUAAUAAUGAGCAGUGCAGUGCCUUCGUCGUCUCUGCCUUUUCCCUCUCAGAGUCUCGUUUUGGGUCCUACAGAGAUCGCUUCAAAGACCCAAGAUUCCGCCAUUAAUCCCCAUCAGGCCGGCUCCGGCAAUAAUCCCUGGAAGCGGGUGCCUGAGCCUCCUCGCAACUCUCCAACUGCAUUCGUCAUGAAUACUUCCUCUUGGCCCGCUCUUUCUCUUACUUCUUCCCCGAAAGCUCCUCCUGAGGUUCAAGUUCAAUUGACAGAAUCGCCUUCCAAGGAGACGAUUCCCAGCAAGAUUCUGCCUUUGCCGGUUGCUGAAACCAAGAACAUCAAUGGUAGUUCGGUCUCCACCGAUAUCGCUUCUGGGCCGGUUUCUCCGAGCGACAAUGGGUCCUCUUCUAGUAUGAAUUUGAAGCUUUCUGUUUCGGUUGAUGUAUCUGUCGAUUGUCCCGGUUCUGGUGCGGAGAAGCAGAAGCCCAGUUCAACUUCGUCGUCGACAACGACGGCAAAGUCCACGAAUUCCAGACCAGCUCCGAGUCAUUCGUCGAGGCCUUUCAAUCAUCACAACAAUCAGAACUACCAUACUUCUCGAAUGGGCUCUAACCAGAGGGGGACUGGAUUCAAUACGAGGGGAGGAAAUAGAGGUGGAGAUGGAUAUCAUCAUCAUAACCAGAACUAUUCGAAUAGGCGGCACCAGCCGCGUGGCUUCAACGAUUGGAAUUCUAAUCGAGGGUUCAAUCCCAGAGCGGUGAACCCGCAGCACCCGCCUCACGGAUUUGCUAAUGGACCUGCAGGGUUCCUCGCGCCACCACCGCCGCUUCCGCAUUCUUUCCCUCAUUCGACUGCAAUGGUCAAUCCUCCCUUUGUCAAUGUCCCCCCUCCCCCUCCCCCUCCUCCAGUUCCAGGCUACAUGGCUCCUCCUCCUUAUGGGUAUUACAGUAAUCCGUACUUCACAGAUGCGUCUACUCCAGUUUAUGGCCCUCCGAUGCCAGCCCUGGUGCCUUAUAUGGAAGCUUUGAAUGGCCCGCCGCUAUAUCCUCAGCCAUCCCCGCCGUACAGCUUGCCUAACCCAGAUGUUGAGCUGUGCACUAAAAUACAAAAGCAAAUUGAAUAUUACUUCAGUGAAGAGAACUUGGUGAAUGAUUUUUACCUGAGGGGCGAGAUGAAUGGUGAAGGCUGGGUAUCUAUUAAUCUUAUUGCAGGGUUCAGAAGGGUUAAAGCAAUGACUAAUGAUAUUGGCUUGAUAGUGAGAUCGUUGACUGCUUCAACUGUUGUAGAAGUAAAAGAUGACAAGGUGCGUAGACGUGGAGACUGGAGUACUUGGAUUCUACCACACCGUUCUACGAGCGCAACGCAUACAGCUUCUCUUGAAGACACACUAAAUGGUCUUCACAAUUUGCAAUUGGGUGGGAAAUCUGAACCAGAAAAUCAAGAAGUUGAACCAAAGAUGGUGAAGCGAUCUGAUGGUUCUUCUAAACAACCAGUUAAAGAACUACCUGCUAGCAGAGGUUAGUAAACAACAAGUCCCUUUAAAAAAAGAAGGAAAAAAAAGCAAAGGGAGAAGCACAUGCGAGAAGCGAAGGAAAGAUGAACCAGGAAAAAAGCAAAUAAACCUUCUUAUGGUGCUUUCCUGAAGUGAAGUUGCGUGCUCAACUCAGAUGCAUCUCGCUCAAUUCUUAGUGUGCAAAAGAGAGCACAUACAUGGAGGUUAGAAGCAGUAGCCUCUGCCUACUAACUUGCCCAUGAUGUUCAUAUGUGUAUAGAAGUCCUUGUUACUCUUUUUUAUACUUCUUAUUCGUCGUCGCUUUUGGUUAGUCUGGGGUGGAUUCCUGUCUUAUUUUACAGACACGGAAAGCCAAUUUUGAGAAUUAUUUGGUCAUUUGAGGAGCCUAAUCAAAGAUUCUUUGACUAUUAGAGCAUUAAUUGUAGGUCUUAGUCUGUCCAUGUCUCACCAAAAAAAGGAAAAAAGGGUCUCUUCAUGUAAAGUCCGUUUGACCUUGACACUAUUUCUUUUUUAAUACUAUUCUGUAAGUUCAUUGAAACGUUGAAUUUCUUUUGGUUUUUAUUUUUA